AUGAAUAACAAUAGUCAAAUGGGGGCCUAUUCGGCCGGUUUCUCGUGGGGUUUCAAAUCCGCAACAGUCGUAAAGAGCCCGCAACAAGAAGACGAAGGAGCUGUUGCUCAACUACUUCGAGAGGACGCUAAUGCUAAAAGAAGGUCCAAGAGGGCAUUUACUGGUAGUGAGGAGGAAGAGCAACAAAGUUCCUCGCAGAGUUCAAACGUGCACAGAAAGUAUAUGAUCUCCAAGAGGAAAUCCAACCUCUCGUCGACGAUUCAGGGACAACCGCUGCCCAUACAGAGAGGAUUAGAACUUAUGAGCAAAGAACAAUUACAGAACGUACUUAUGGAAGUUUUGAAGGAUCAUCCCCAAACACAACAAAUGGUAAGCAGUAGGAUCAUGGGAUUCAAUUUCAGUAUAGAAAAAUGCUCAGAACUACUCAAAACCAAACUGGAGGCUCUAUAUGGGAGCGUACCCUACAGCAGAUCAUAUGAAAUGAAUAGUUUAGACGACUAUGCAUUCGUCAGAAUGAAACCAUACAUUUUAGAGUUUUUGAACUGUCUGAUCGAUUGCAUACUGGAUCAAAUACCUCCAAGAGUGGAGAAUUUACACACUUCCCUAAAAUUCCUAGAUGAAUGUACCGAUAUGGUGACUCACCUGCCAAGAUUCCAACUUGCUAGCAAUAAUUAUUAUUACGACAAAUGCCUCGAGCAAGUAUCCUACGUAUGGUGCACGGUGAUCGAGCACAUUGCCAGAGACGUAAUAAUGGCUUUUAACGACGAGGCUCUACUAGGCAGUUGGGUGCAGAAACUCGAAGUUUACAACGAUCUAUCAAACGGAAUGUUAAGUCGCCCAUUGCAGCUUUUUAAAUCGCUCCACUGUGUGGAAGAUGGUGCACCAAGUUCGACAAGAAACCCACAAACGUUUUCAAGCAACGGAGCAGUCGCUUAUAAACCAUAA
Torulaspora delbrueckii is the source of this 945-nucleotide messenger RNA. It is a transcript of the gene STS1, whose product is annotated as Sts1p. The transcript has a single exon. Gene Ontology annotation, biological process: proteasome localization; nuclear protein quality control by the ubiquitin-proteasome system. Gene Ontology annotation, cellular component: nucleus. The record is from RefSeq and is a predicted model, not a curated record. NCBI's taxonomy places the organism in Eukaryota, Fungi, Ascomycota, Saccharomycetes, Saccharomycetales, Saccharomycetaceae. Bases 1 to 945 code for a protein of 314 amino acids.